Molecule: messenger RNA, 2016 nt
Organism: Perognathus longimembris pacificus (Pacific pocket mouse)
Lineage: Eukaryota; Metazoa; Chordata; Mammalia; Rodentia; Heteromyidae
Product: cytoplasmic FMR1-interacting protein 2-like
Exons: 17
Coding region: 1-2016 (671 amino acids)
Biological process (GO): regulation of actin filament polymerization; axon guidance; cell projection assembly
Cellular component (GO): neuron projection; synapse
Molecular function (GO): small GTPase binding
Source: RefSeq, a predicted model, not a curated record
AUGCUAGGCCACACUGUGUUGCACGUGGCACGCCGCCUCCUGCACCCCUUCGGGAAAGCCUCCCUGCCUCCUCCCCGCCCUGCCCCCCACCCCGCGUGCUCCACCCAUCCGAGGCGAGGAGGCCGCGCCUCAGCGAAGCAGCUGCAGGUGCUCCGGGCUAUCCGAGCUAUCCUGGCAGCCCAGUUCCUGAGGAAGAUGGCCGACCCCCAGUCCAUCCAGGAAUCGCAGAACCUCUCCAUGUUCCUGGCCAACCACAACCGCAUCACCCAGUGUCUCCACCAGCAACUGGAGGUGAUCCCGGGCUACGAGGAGCUGCUGGCCGACAUCGUGAACAUCUGCGUGGAUUACUACAAGAACAAGAUGUACCUGACGCCCAGCGAGAAGCACAUGCUGCUCAAAGUGAUGGGCUUCGGCCUCUAUCUGAUGGAUGGGAACGUCAACAACAUUUACAAGCUGGAUGCCAAGAAGAGAAUCAACCUUAGCAAAAUCGACAAGUUCUUCAAGCAGCUGCAGGUGGUGCCUCUGUUCGGGGACAUGCAGAUCGAGCUGGCCAGAUACAUUAAGACCAGUGCUCACUACGAGGAGAACAAAUCCAAGAGGACCUGCACCCAAAGCAGCAUCAGCCCCCAGUACAACAUCUGCAAACAGAUGGUGCAGAUCCGGGACGACCACAUCCGCUUCAUCUCCGAGCUGGCCCGCUACAGCAACAGCGAGGUGGUGACCGGCUCGGGGCUGGACAGCCAGAAGUCGGACGAGGAGUACCGGGAGCUCUUCGACCUGGCGCUGCGGGGCCUGAAGCUCCUAUCCAAGUGGAGUGCCCACGUCAUGGAGGUGUACUCUUGGAAGCUGGUUCACCCCACAGACAAGUUCUGCAACAAGGACUGCCCGGGCACGGCGGAGGAAUACGAGAGAGCCACGCGCUACAACUACACCAGUGAGGAGAAGUUCGCCUUCGUGGAGGUGAUCGCCAUGAUCAAAGGCCUGCAGGUGCUCAUGGGCCGCAUGGAGAGCGUGUUCAACCAGGCGAUCCGGAACACCAUCUACGCCGCCCUGCAGGACUUCGCGCAGGUGACCCUGCGGGAGCCGCUCAGGCAAGGCGUGCACAAGAAGAAGAACGUCCUCAUCAGGCCUGCCAGUGGUCCCCGAGGGCUUUGUUUCACCCCACUGGUGGCACACAGGGCCGAAGAGGCUGCCGAUCCCUGGUAUUACGGCCUGCUGGCGGGGUUGGGUCGGCUGUACAUGGUGCGCACCAUGCUCGAGUCGCUCAUCGCGGACAAGAGCGGCUCCAAGAAGACCCUGCGGAGCAGCCUAGACGGCCCCAUUGUGCUGGCCAUGGAGGAUUUCCACAAGCAGUCCUUCUUCUUCACCCAUCUGCUCAACAUCAGCGGCCGGCUCCCACCGCCGUCCUCUAUGCCUCGUGCUUGGGUGGAAGCCAGCACCCCCGGCUUCCUGGUUGAGAUGAGCCCUGUGUUCACGGAAGCGCUGCAGCAGUGCUGUGACCUCUCCCAGCUCUGGUUCCUAGAGUUCUUCCUGGAGCUCACCAUGGGCCGGCGCAUCCAGUUCCCCAUCGAGAUGUCCAUGCCUUGGAUUCUGACAGACCACAUCCUGGAGACCAAGGAGCCUUCCAUGAUGGAGUACGUCCUCUACCCGCUGGACCUGUAUAACGACAGCGCCUACUACGCGCUGACCAAGUUCAAGAAGCAGUUCCUGUACGACGAGAUCGAGGCCGAGGCGAGUGACGAGCCACGCCCCCUUGUCAUCGCUGUCAUCAUCAUCAUCACUGUGAACCUGUGUUUUGAUCAGUUUGUCUACAAGCUGGCGGACCAGAUCUUUGCCUACUACAAGGCCAUGGCGGGCAGCUUCCUCUUGGACAAACGCUUCCAGGCCGAGUGUAAGAAUUACGGCGUCAUCAUCCCGUACCCGCCCUCCAACCACUACGAGACGCUGCUGAAGCAGAGACACGUGCAGGAGCUUGAUCUCAAGGCCUCAGUCCCUCCCUUGGCACUCUACCCAUGA